AUGCACAAAUGCUAUGGCGAUCGAGCAAAGCAUUUUUCCGUUUNCUCUUCCCCCAGCAAGCAUCUCCGUAAGAGAAAACCAUCGAAAUCCCCACCCGCCGAUCCCCACCCCGAGCUCGGCGACCUCCUCCCCCGGGUUCUUGACCUCCUCGCCACCGUGCUUUGCCGCCUCCGCCUCGCCGAAUUCCCGGACGCCCGCAAGUCCUUAAUCGAGACUCUUACCACCAUCCUAACAUCACAGCAUCGCCUUUCGGAUCGCUGCUUCCUUAUACUCCAAAUUCUACUCUCAAGGCCUGAACAUGGUGAUCCGACUGCCACGGCAGCCGAGGUUCUUCGUUCCCUUGCCCCGAUCAUCCUCUCUCCUACGAAAUCCCCCAUUAGGGCAGCCGCCGUCGGGUUUGUUACCAAAAAGGUGGCGCCUUUGAGCCGGGAGAAUGAAGGGGUGAGGAGGGCUUUAGUGUACCUCCCACGGUUCUUGGCCAUGAAGGCGCCAGAGAAAGCCGAGCCCAGAGCUUGUGCUGUGGACUCUAUUAUGGAGAUUCUCCGUUCUAUGGUGGAUGAGGAUCGGAUUGGGUUCGCUGAAUAUGUGGUUAAGAUGACAGAAGGGAAGACUCAGCUUAGAUUAGUAGCUGUUGAUCUCAUUCCAGCACUCUUGAUGUCUCUGCCUGACCCAUUUUUGCUGAAGGUUUCUGGGGAAGCUGUGGGUGCCAAUUGGGUGUCGGGAUGCUUGGAGGCAUUAGUAAAGCGGUGCUCCGAUUCGGUCGGAGCUAUCCGAGCUAGGGCUUUGAUGAAUCUUUCUCAAGUAGCGGGUUUGCUUCCAGAGGAUGAAGAGAAGCGAGAAGCACUGCGGGAGAUAAUGGGAGUAGGGAAUGGUGGUUUUAGCAAGCUAUUGAGGAGGAGGUGUGUUGAUGAUAAAUCUGCAGUGAGGAGGGCAGCACUUUUGCUAAUCUCAAAGUUGAUGCCACUGAUUGGAAAGCAUGUCGAUGAAUCGCUCCUCACGACGAUUGGGUCAGCUUGUUCUGACCCACUAGUCAGUAUUCGUAAAGCAGCUCUGGCAGCUAUUUCAGAGGUUUUUAGAAGUUAUCCCGAUAGUAGAGUGACGAGCGAAUGGCUUCACACAGUCCCACCCUUGAUAGUGGAUAAUGAAACAAGCAUCCAGGAAGAAUGUGAGAAUUUAUUUCUUGAAUUAGUCUUGAAUCGAAUCUCCCGAGCUGCAAAUGUGAAACUGAAUGAUGAUACAAUGGAUUGGGAUUUGAUAUUUCCUAAAAGUACAUUGGAGUUGUUAAAGGGGUUUUCCAAUGGGGAAUUGGCUCCAUGCGUAAAGAAGAUAUGUACAAGCCUUGGAAAGAAGAAAAGGCUAAGCCCGUCAAUUGCUAGAUCACUUCAAAACAUCAUAACAACUUCUGAAUCUUUAUGCUUAAGAAGUUCAAUGCCAAUAGGGAAGUGGACGGCCCCAAGGGGAGCUUGGUGGCUUCUUUCCCAGGUCUCAUUGUUCACGCCCAAAGCAGUAGACUGGAAGUUCCUUUGUCAUCAUUGGCAGCUUCUUGAUAAUGUUAUCCAAGAGGAGAAAGGUGAAGUACCUGAGAAACAGGAUGAAAACCCUACUUCGUGGGCUAUAGAUCGUGUUUCUCUCUUAGAAGCGAUUUCAAAUGUUUCCCUGGAGUUGCCUGUCGAACCUGCUGCUGAGUUGGCUCACAACUUGCUGGCACGUAUUGAGAAUUUUAAUAUGCACUUAAGUGAGGUUGAUGCUCAUGUAAAAGCCCUAAAAGUUUUAUGCAAGAAGAAGGCCACAAAGCCCAAAGAGGGUGAAAAGCUCGUGCAUAAAUGGGUGCAGCAGCUGCUAUCCAAAGCUGUGGACAUUCUUGACAGCUAUAUAUAUGAGGUUUCAGAAAGCAAGAAGGAAAACAACUUCUUGACUCCUCUAAGUGGCAGGAGGAAGGGCAAGAAAGGAAAAUCUGCAUCAAAAACUAUGCCACAAGCAGUUACUGCAGUCUUCACAGUUGGGUCAUUGGUUCUAGCUUGCCCAUCAGCUGAUUUUCAGAGCAUUGUACCUUUGGUACAUACUAUAAUAACGUCAGGAAAUUCUGAACCAAGACCGAGAAAGCUUGUGGGACUAACUGUUUCAUUCAAAGAGGUGGCCCCUACUUUGUAUGUUCAAUCAUGGGCUACGAUGGCAAAAAUAUGUCUUAUCAAUGAUAAGCUAGCAAAGCGUUAUAUCCCACUCUUUGUGCAGGAGCUAGAAAGGAGUGAUUGUGCAGCCCUUCGCAAUAAUAUUAUGGUUGCGAUGGCAGAUUUUUGUGUUCGGUACACGGCAUUAGUUGACUGUUAUAUCAAUAAAAUCACAAUGUCAUUACGCGAUCCUUGUGAAGUAGUGAGGAGACAGACUUUCAUCUUACUUUCAAAAUUAUUACAAAGAGACUAUGUGAAGUGGAAAGGGGUUCUCUUUCUUCGGUUUUUACCAUCUCUGGUGGAUGAUUCUGAAAAGAUAAGGCAUCUGGCUGAUUUCCUAUUCGGGAGCAUCUUAAAAGCUAAGGCACCACUUCUGGCAUAUAACAGCUUCAUAGAAGCGAUUUUAGCUCUAAAUGAUUGCCAUGUACAUGCUGGGCAUAGUGACACUCAGGCAGGUUCAUACCAAGGGCCUCUACUUUUUGCGAUAAGAGGCACCGAUGAGAGAUCGCGGUCGAAAAGGAUGCACAUCUAUGUUUCCUUGUUAAGGCAAAUGGCACCUGAGCAUCUUUUGGCCACUUCGGCUAAAUUAUGUGCUGAGAUCUUAGCAGCUGCUUCUGAUGGCAUACUCGAUGUUGAUGACAUCACUGGGCAAGCCGUAUUUCAGGACACUUUACAAAUUCUCGCCUGCAAAGAGAUGAGACUCCAUUCAAACCGCAGCCCGGAAGCAUCUGAGAUGGACGAAGACAGCAACAAUGGUUCUGCAGCAACUGCAAAAGGGAGGGUGGUCACUCAAGUAGCAAAGAAAAAUCUAAUCCAAAUUGCCAUCCCCAUAUUCAUCGAGCUAAAGCGGCUUCUUGAAAGCAAGAACAGCCCCCUCACUGGCUGCCUGAUGGAUUGCCUUCGAGCUCUCCUCAAGGACUACAAGAAUGAGAUCGAGGAGAUACUCGUCGCAGACAAGCAGCUCCAAAAGGAGCUCCUUUAUGAUAUGCAAAAGCAUGAGGAUGCUGCUGCUGCGAAGGCCAAAUCACCAGCAGCGGCGACGGAGGGUGGUCCAACACCACCAGCAGCCAUGAGGUCAGUGAUGAGGGAAGUAAACCGAAAACCGUCGACCCCUCCCCUCUCUUUGAUGAGCUUGCCCAAGGUUAAGUCUGCCAACAAUGGUGGUGCAAUACUAAAUGGUGAGCGGCCCCCCAAUUUGUUGGAGUCUUUGCGGCGCAGGCAAUCAUUUGAGUCUGACGAUGAGAAUUAGCAGAGACUUCUAUUCAGAAUAUUGGUCGCGUUCGAUUGCUUUAGAUGUAUAUAGUAAGAGAUUUGCUUCUCUCUCUUGGACUCAGUCAAGUUAUAUGCUAUACUUGUGCACGUUUUACAUGCAUGUAAGCCAAGUGAUCUAUCACUUGUCAGGGUGAUGUGCAGUUUGCCUGGUGCUGUGGGCUCUGCACAUUGAUUCAACCAAUCUGAUACUGGAACAUUUUACAUGCAGGUAAAACUUUCAUCGGUGAAGCAUUUUCCUUUUCAAUUAGUAAGAUCUAACUCUGACAUGCAUUCUCCUCUUGAAUCUUG
Ananas comosus (pineapple) is the source of this 3728-nucleotide messenger RNA. Its product is annotated as condensin-2 complex subunit D3. The coding region runs from base 1 to 3417 and encodes 1138 amino acids. The record is from RefSeq and is a predicted model, not a curated record. Gene Ontology annotation, biological process: meiotic chromosome condensation; mitotic chromosome condensation. The transcript has 9 exons. Gene Ontology annotation, cellular component: condensed chromosome, centromeric region. Gene Ontology annotation, molecular function: histone binding. Lineage: Eukaryota; Viridiplantae; Streptophyta; Magnoliopsida; Poales; Bromeliaceae.